GGCUCAGCCGAGUCGGGGCAAAUCGUGGCGCUCUGGGGCGCGGACACCGGCGAGCCCCUCGCGGCUUUCCGCCAGCGCUACCUUUUUGGGGCAGAAAACGGCCGCUGGCGGCUCCUCCGCAGCACUGAGGGUGCCGGGGGCUCCUCGGGGCGCAUCCACGUCUCCGGUGGACGGACGGACGGACGGACGCUGCCGGCGGUCUCCCGGAGCCGUUUGUUCCGUUGCCAUGAGAACCGGCGCUGCCGCACAGAGGGACGGGGACGGAGCCGCCCGCGUCCACGGCAGCCUCGGCUCUGCCUCCCCCCCGCGGGGGCUCCCCGAAAUCCCCCCCUUGCCCAGCGCUUCCAGGCUUCCCAGCGAGAUCCGCCGGCUCCACGUCCCUCCAGCCCCUCGCGUGGGGCCGGCGGCGGGGGACGAUGCGCCGGGAGCAGCUCGGGCUGUAGAUUUUGGAGAUGCAGAGACCGACGGCCUCCCCGGCAGAGGUCCACGGCGAGUCCGCCGGCAGCUGGGGCUGGCGCCGGGGAGCCGGUGGCAGGUCCCCCCCCGCCCGCUGCGCGCCCGCUCUCCAUGCGAGCCGCGGCCAAAUGGAUGCGAUCGCGAGCGGCGGCCUCAAGAGGAAGUUCGAGGAUGCGGACGUGGGCUCCCCGGCCUCCAACUCGGACGAUGAAAUCUCCAACAGCGACAGCGCCGACAGCUGCGACAGCGUCAACCCCUCCAGCUCCACCGGCUUCAUACCCACCUCCAUCCUGAAGAGGCAGAAGCAGCUGCGCAGGAAGAAUGUGCGCUUCGACCAGGUGACGGUGUACUACUUCGCCCGGCGCCAGGGCUUCACCAGCGUGCCCAGCCAGGGCGGCAGCUCCCUGGGCAUGGCGCAGCGCCACAACUCGGUGCGCCGCUACACGCUCUGCGAGUUCGCGCAGGAGCAGGAGGUGAACCACCGGGAGAUCCUGCGGGAGCACCUCAAGGAGGAGAAGCUCCACGCCAAGAAAAUGAAGCUCACCAAGAACGGCACGGUGGAGUCCGAGGAGGCGGAGGGGCUGACGCUGGAGGACGUCUCAGACGACGACAUCGACGUGGAGAACGUGGAGGUGGAUGACUACUUCUUCCUGCAGCCCCUGCCCACCAAGCGGCGCCGGGCACUGCUCCGCGCCUCCGGCGUGCACCGCAUCGACGCCGAGGAGAAGCAGGAGCUGCGGGCCAUCCGCCUGUCACGGGAGGAGUGCGGCUGCGACUGCCGCCUCUACUGCGACCCCGAGGCCUGCGCCUGCAGCCAGGCGGGCAUCAAAUGCCAGGUGGACCGCAUGUCCUUCCCCUGCGGCUGCUCGCGGGACGGCUGCGGGAACAUGGCCGGCCGCAUCGAAUUCAACCCCAUCCGGGUGCGGACUCACUACCUCCACACCAUCAUGAAGCUGGAGCUGGAGAACAAGCGCCAGGGAGCCCGGCCCGCCGAGGAGGAGGCGGCGGCGGCGGCGGCAGCAGCACAGGGCUCCGGCAGCGCCUGGCCGGGGACGCAGCCGCCGGAGACGCAGGACUUCCAGGAGUUCAUGGCGGAGAACGAGACGGCCGUCAUGCACCUGCAGACGGCAGAGGAGCUGGAGAGGCUGAAGGCCGAGGAAGACUCGAGCAGCAGCUCCGGCGUGGAGAGCUUGGGCGUCUGCAUCCUGGAGGAGCCCCUGGCCGUGCCGGAGGGUUUGUGCCCCGGCCUCGCCGCCCCCAUCCUCAUCCAAGCCCAGCUGCCGCCGGGUUCCUCCGUCCUCUGCUUUGCCGACGGCACCGAGCAGGCGGCGGCGGGCAACCAGCCCUACCUGAACGGUGGCCCGGUGGUCUACUACCAGGUGGAGCAGCGCACCGUGCUGGGCACCAAGGGCGAGAGUGGCCCCGAGGAGCUGGAGGUGCCCCCGACGUACCCGAGCGAGAAGGACCUGAGCGUCAUCUCCGUCCCCGUGGCGUCGCUGGUGACUUGCGGCCGAGCCACCGCUGCUCCGAGCAAGGGAGAAGCGGCAAAAGCCCCGGCUCCGGAGGCUGCAGCCGCUGGUGAGGGCUGCCGUGCGGCGCCCGCCUCUCCCUCUUGCACAAACUCUCCGUCCCCUGCACCGGAGCAAGCCCUGGAGCGAGCGCGGGAGCUGCCCGACGCCGAGGAGCGCGCGCUGGGAGCCGCCCUGCCCGUCUGAGCAGCCGCGGGCGCCCCUUCCUCUAUUUAUUGACGAUUAUUUGACGGACCAGCAGCGGCCACGCGAGGUUAUUUAAUUGCGGGGGGGGGGAGGGGAGCGGGGCUGCUUUGUACAGGUGAUUUUAAACGAGCCCAGGCAGGUGCUGCUCGGAGGCGGCUCCUUGUGCUUGGCGCUGGGCGCGCUCCCCAGGACCACGCCGCGUGGCCGCGUCUCGGAGCAGUAGACUCGAGGCCUCCGUGCUCGGCUGCUUUCAGGUGGCCGCGGCCCCGCUGCUCGCCCUCCUCGCGCCGCCAGCCCAGCAGGGACGGUUUCGGGGCUCGGCCACCGCCCGCGGCCGCUCGGUUGCCGUCCGCAUGCGAACGCAGCCUCCUGCUUCUCCCCGUCCUCCGCCUCUGCAGCUGCCCUGCUGCAGCGCCCGCCUGGGCACCUUCUCCCCUUGUCUUUUAAACAGAAGACGACCUUUUUAGUUUUGUUUUUUUUUUUUUUAAUGUGUUGAAUGUUUACCAGGCUGUGCCGCAGCCUAGCAUCUCUCCAGGUGCCGCACCAGCCCCUCCUGUCCGGCACUGCCCCGUUGCACCCGGGCAGACAUCGGGCAGGCAGGGACGGAGCGGUGAAGACCCCACGCUGGUGGGGGAGGUCCCUAACCUCCCUUUAGCUGCACAACAGGGGGGGGAAGACGGCCCACAAACUCUCCUGGAAGGUUUUUUUGCUCAUCACCUCAUUGCUUUUAAUGACACCCGGCUCCGUGCCGCGGGGGCAGCGCGGCGGGAGGAGAGCCCCGUCCGGCCACCACGUCCGUCCGUCCGUCCGUCCGCCCCCGCCAGCCUGCAGGAGGGGCAGAGGCGAGCGCGUCCGCUUUGCCCCCUCGCCGGGCGGUGAAAGCACUUUGCAGCCCCCCGGGGGUUUGUUCCCCAGCGCUGCUCCUUCGAGCUCCUCACACCAACCCCGCGGGGCCGAGGGGAGUUUGGCCACGCUGCACGCGGAGGGGCAGGACCCAGCGAGCAGCAGAGCUCCCCUGCCCUUCUGCAGCGGUUUCCAUCUCCCCCCCCCCCAGUGGGACAACGCCAUCCGAGCUGGGGACGGGAGCUCAGCGCUGCUCCAGCCCCAGCCACGCCGCGAGCACCCCCUGCCCGAGGGCGCAGACGGACUCCAGCUGAGCAAACCUCGCAGGGAGACCGCAGCGAGGGGGAGGAGAGGGGCACACGGAACCCCCCCGGGAGUCCCCGACUGCCGUGCCGGAGCGGAGGAGAAGGUGCCGAGCUCCGAAGCUGUUCCUGAAGCCUUUCCCCGCUGCCCACGAGCUUCCUCCUGCCGCCGGAGGAUGGAAACCCAAUACAGCCCCGGGCUGCUGCCGCCCUCUCAUUUCCUUUGCAAACGCUGCUGCUGGCAGGAGCCCCCCCCCCCCCCCCACUCCAAAGGGACGUUUGUGCCCCCCAACCCCCCCCCCCCCAGCCCUGGGGAGCGGGGAGAGCGGACUGGGACAAACUGUGUUCUGCACAAGUGCUUUAAUUGUUCGGGCUUCGUUUUGUUUCACGGCUCUUCUCCUGCUUCUGCUUGGUGGCCGCUCGCUGGGGUCUGGGGGGGGUGGGGGGGGGGGCCUCCGAGCUGCUCCCACCCCCGCCGGUGGCAGGCUGGGACCUUUUGGUGCCCCUCUGAGCGGCUGCAGCGGGGCCUCGGGUGGCACACAGCAGCUCCGCGGGCGGCUUCGUGUGCCCAGGGCCGUCCCCGUUCUCCGCAGGCUCGCACAGAGCCCGGGAGGUGCAGCUUGGGGGGGGGGGGGGGGGGCUCCAGCUUUGGGGCUCGGUGCCUCCUGCCCCAGCGCGCUCCCUCCUGCCUUACCGGCACGGCCGGGACCCAAGGGCUACGUCCCGGCUCGGGCUCUGGGAGGAACGACGCCUUACCCGGGGCCGUGCCUCCCCCCCCCCCGCCCUCCGUCUGGGGGGGCUGCCGUGCCCCCCCCCGUUCCCUGGCCGGCGAGGGCACGGGGCGGGCGUCCUCCUGUGCAAAACUCUGAGCUGCCAAGCCAGAGCAAACGGUGACACUUGAAUAGGAUUAAAUCUUUGGAGUUUUUUUUUUUUUUUUUUUUUUUGGGGGGGGGGGGGGCGGGGGGGGGGGGUGUUUUCUUGGUUUUUCCUUUCGUUUAAAUGACUUCAGCGCUCCCCAGCUCAGACACCGCAGCCGCAACCGAAGCCGGGUGAGGCAGCGAGGCCGGGCUGCGCGCGGGACCCGAGGGCAGGACGCCCGCUGGGCUGGGCUGGGCGCGCUCACACUAAGCAAAGAACUAAUCGGAGUUGCUCUAUUUUUACAAAGAUAACUAUGCUCUUAAUAGUGCAAUGAAAGUGCAUUCCUGCCUUUUUCGUUCGUUUUCGACACUCACUGACACUAACGCUGGCACCACGCCGGCUCUUACUGACCCAUCAGCUGCGCCACGAACCGGUCAGCCCCCACUGGUGCUACUGGGCUGCUCGGGGGCGGUGGCACCGGCACGCGGCCCCAGCCUGCCCCCCCCGGCCCCAGCCCAGCUCCUCCUAUUUAAAUCCUGACCCUGCUCCUCCUGACUCGCCCCCGUCUCUCACACACUGUACGCAGGUGGCAUUUCUUUUUUUUUUUUUUCCGUUUCCGGUGUGAAUCCAAAGCUUGUCAGGUCCUCCGCAUUUUUUUUUUUUUUUUUUUGGCCUUUUACGUUCUUUUCAUGGUGAUAAUGCUGUAUUUAAAGAGAAUAUUUAAGUGUAAAAAUAAAGAAGUGCUCAAACUUG
Molecule: messenger RNA, 4927 nt
Organism: Cygnus olor (mute swan)
Lineage: Eukaryota; Metazoa; Chordata; Aves; Anseriformes; Anatidae
Gene: CSRNP2
Product: cysteine and serine rich nuclear protein 2
Exons: 5
Coding region: 453-2171 (572 amino acids)
Biological process (GO): regulation of transcription by RNA polymerase II
Cellular component (GO): nucleus
Molecular function (GO): DNA-binding transcription factor activity, RNA polymerase II-specific; sequence-specific DNA binding
Source: RefSeq, a predicted model, not a curated record